This is a messenger RNA of Dendrobium catenatum, 1596 nucleotides long. Its product is annotated as receptor-like protein Cf-9. The annotation marks the transcript as partial. The record is from RefSeq and is a predicted model, not a curated record. The transcript has a single exon. Gene Ontology annotation, molecular function: protein binding. NCBI's taxonomy places the organism in Eukaryota, Viridiplantae, Streptophyta, Magnoliopsida, Asparagales, Orchidaceae.
AUGAGCUUCUUCAUGGAGCUAUUUCAUUUCAAGUUCAUUGUCCUCCUCCACAUGCUUCUCUUUAUGGAGCUUUUCUUGAUCAUCUGUGAUGCUACUGGCCAAUGCCUUGAAGUAGAGAACUCAACACUUUUGCAGCUAAAAAAAGGUUUUGUCUCCAGAAAUCUAAAGUCCUGGCAAUCAGGAACAAACUGCUGCAUUUGGGAGGGCGUGACAUGUGAUGAAUAUGGAAGGAUCAUUGGGCUAAACCUAGAGCUUAAAUUAAUCACCGGUACAAUCAAUCCUAGCCUCUUCAAUCUCACAUCUUUAAAAACUCUAAAUCUUUCCUUCAAUAACUUUGAUGGAAGUCCCAUUCCAGACUUUGGGUGGGAUAGGCUUGUAAAUCUUACAAGCCUUGAUCUUUUUCGUACUGGAUUUAAUGGGAAGGUUCCUACUAGUAUAUCUCGCUUGACAAAAUUGACUUUCCUCACCCUCUCCAGCAGUUCUAGGCAUUCUUUAGCUAUUAAUCCGAUGAUUUUGCAAAACAUGAGCAGUUUGAAGGAGCUUAUUCUUGAAAAUUUAAAUGUCUCAUCAUAUCGGGAUGAAUGGUGUGGUGUUCUGGUCAAUUCCACCCCUGUACUUGAGAUAUUAAGCAUGCAUAAAUGCUCCCUUUUUGGUGCCAUUUGUUCCUCUCUACCCAUGCUCCCGCUCCCUUUUUUAUCCAUUAUCAAUUUUGGGCAUAAUAAUUUGGACUCUAACAUCCCUGACUCAUUUGCCAAUUUUUCUUCCUUAUCUUACCUUAACCUUCAACAAAACAAUUUCAAAGGCUUUUUUCCCAAUCAAAUAUUUCAACUGAGAAAUUUGAAAUUUCUUGACAUCUCAUAUAAUCCAAUGCUUUCCGGUAAUCUUCCUGAUUUUCCAAAGUACAAUAUUUUAAAUUCUUUGGUCACUUCUAAUACCAAUUUAUCAGGGAAUUUACCUGAUGCAAUAGGCAACCUUAAGUUUUUGACAUUUUUAGACCUCUCAAGUUGUCAAUUCUAUGGUACAAUGCCAUCUUCCAUUGGUAAUCUAUCAGAGCUCGAGUACUUGGAUCUAUCAUAUAACAAGUUCAAUGGAGUUGGGGGGUUUGAGCUCCCCUCCUAUACUAUUUCACAAUCUCAUUUAUUUUGGCUUUCUCUUGCGAAUACUAACCUGAUUGGAGAAAUUACACCAUUUAUCUGCAACUUAACUGGACUCAUGAUGCUUAAUUUAUCUAAAAAUAAGCUAACUGGUACUAUUCCACCAUGUUUGCUAGAAGGUGGAAUCAAUCUCCGUGUGUUAAAUCUUAAAGGAAAUCAACUUCAUGGAGCAAUACAUCAUGGAAUAAGUCAAGAAUGUAAGCUGGAAAUCAUAAAUCUGAGAGACAACCAAUUAAAGGGAUUGCUUCUCAGGUCUCUAUCUAAUUGCCAAUCACUUAGAUAUUUGGACUUGGGGAAUAAUAACUUGAAGGACACAUUUCCUUACUGGUUAGGAAAUAUGCUUUCUCUACGUAUCCUUGAUCUAAGAUCUAAUAAAUUCUAUGGGUUAAUUGAGCCUUCUAUUGGAAGCUAUGAAACAAGUUAUGCUUUUUCUACGAUACAG